Molecule: messenger RNA, 2252 nt
Organism: Pseudophryne corroboree (corroboree frog)
Lineage: Eukaryota; Metazoa; Chordata; Amphibia; Anura; Myobatrachidae
Product: P2Y purinoceptor 4-like
Exons: 2
Coding region: 339-1946 (535 amino acids)
Biological process (GO): G protein-coupled receptor signaling pathway; transepithelial chloride transport
Cellular component (GO): plasma membrane
Molecular function (GO): G protein-coupled UTP receptor activity; G protein-coupled purinergic nucleotide receptor activity
Source: RefSeq, a predicted model, not a curated record
AGGAGAGCAGCCGCACUUUUCUCCAGAGCGCAGCGGCCGGACAUAGGCGCCGGUCGCUGAGAGUGUUGAAAGGGGGCGGAGAUACUCGGGCAAGCAAGCAGACAGUCAGACCGGCCCAUCUGGCCAUCGGCCCUUCUGGCAUUUGCCAGAAGUGCCAGAUGGCCAGUCCGGCCCUGCAGGCAAUGACACUUUAAUUUAAUAAAUGUCACGAGAGCCAUUCACAAGGAGGAUUUACCAGCAAAUCUGAAUCAGUCCCAGAAUAUGGAAAUACUGCAUAAACGAACCUACCUGCAUCCAAGUUUAUCAAGAAAAGAUUCUCCGUCCCAGUUCUGGAGAAAAUGGUUGAUGCAUAUACCACAACUUCUCUCCCAUCUCCUUUCCCCCGAAAUGCAACCAAUCAGGACAGCUACUGUGUCUUCAAUGAGGAAUUUAAGUUUUUGUUGCUGCCAGUGUCCUACAGUGCAGUCUUUGUGCUGGGGCUGCCAUUAAAUCUCACAGCCAUGUGGAUUUUUUUUGCAAAAAUGCGCCCAUGGAGCUCAACUACAGUAUAUAUGUUCAACCUUGCCUUAUCUGACACUUUGUAUCUGCUAUCACUGCCCACUCUCAUCUACUACUAUGCGGAUCGCAACAACUGGCCAUUUGGAGUGGCACUGUGCAAGAUAAUGCGCUUCCUCUUUUACACAAACCUCUACUGCAGUAUCCUAUUCCUCACCGGUAUUAGUGUCCAUCGUUACAUGGGUGUUUGCCACCCUCUUCUCUCUCUGCAGAGAAUGAAGUCUAAAUAUGCCCAUAUGUUUUGUGGUGUGGUAUGGCUAUUAGUUAGUAUUUGUCUCGUUCCUAAUCUUAAAUUUGUUACUGUUAGCCCCAGGGGCAAUGACACUCUGUGCUAUGACACAACUCAGCCUGAGGAGUUUGAGGAAUAUGUGAAGUAUAGUACAUCUGCUAUGAUCCUUCUAUUUGGAAUACCCUUUCUGGUGAUUGCAGGCUGCUAUGGGCUUAUGACUAGGGAACUGAUGAAGCCAUUGGUCAAUGGGUCCCAACAGACUCUUCCAUCCUACAAGAAGAAAUCCAUCAGAACGAUUGCUGUGGUGCUGACAGUAUUUAUUAUUUGUUUCUGUCCAUUCCACAUUACGCGCACAAUCUAUUAUUAUGCUAGACUCCUAAAAGCAGAUUGCCAACUGCUCAAUGUGGUAAAUUUGACCUACAAGAUAACACGUCCACUGGCUAGUGCCAAUAGCUGCUUUGACCCUGUGUUGUAUUUCCUAGCUAGUGAAAACUACCAAAGGAGGCUUGUCACAGCAAUAUCAAGUGCAUGCUGGAGACGUCACCCUGUUAGCAGUUCUGGGCUUGAGCCACACAGAAGAAGGAGCAAUGUGGCAGUGAUUUCUGCUGAGGACGUACAAACAAAUGGUAGCCUGGGUAAUCUCUUAGAAGUUAGAGAGGAAGGAAGACAUAAAAGUGAUAUGGAACCAGAAAGAAAUGCAGACUGGGACAGUAAUGAUCCAACACUGAUAGAUAACAUUGCUAGUUCUAUGAAAAAUAAAAAGAAGAUGAAGAGCAAAGACGUUGCAUGGGAGGAAGACAUUAGGCUGGGUAAUGGAGAAGAAAAUGAAAUUGAACACAAGAAAAAUGUAGGUAAAAAUCAAGAGGGAAUACAUGUGAUAGAAUGCAGUAAUAUUGAUAACAAAAUUAACAGAAAAAAAAGUGAAAUAAAGUCAGACAGGAAGAUAGAAAAUGUCAGAGAAGAAAAUAGAGGCCGCUGGAGUUUGAAACAUGUGAGACAUGUUGGAGGGUCAAAUCACGGAACCCUGGAAGAGAAAUCAUGUGACGUGUAUAGCAGCUCCUCCUGGAAUCUACUGGAUUUUGUGAGCCAAGGUGAACAGUGCGUGUGGCCCAUAGAAGAUUCAGAGGGAGAGAAAAAUCUGCAGAGUCUACCCAAUAUGUAAGCUAACAGAAGUAAAACAGAUCAACUAACAUUCUCUAUUCUAAUGGAGAGGGCAGAUAUUUUACCCCUCUAUUAUCACUGCUUUGGACAUAACUGUAAGUCAAGUUGUAAGCUAUAGCAUGAACUGAAUGUAAGACUUGUAUAACAGAACUGUGUCCUGGAUUUACACAGAAAGCUCAUGAAAUGUUACACUGAUUCUAUAUUGAAGAGUUCUAUCAUUUUCUAUUCAAAAUGACAAAUUAAGGUAGAGUAGAAUUGCAAAUAAGGAAAUGUCCUAUGGUUUGUAUUUAAAUAAAUACAUUUUAUU